This is a messenger RNA of Scheffersomyces amazonensis, 531 nucleotides long. RefSeq lists its product as uncharacterized. NCBI's taxonomy places the organism in Eukaryota, Fungi, Ascomycota, Pichiomycetes, Serinales, Debaryomycetaceae. The record is from RefSeq and is a predicted model, not a curated record. Bases 1 to 531 code for a protein of 176 amino acids. The transcript has a single exon.
AUGGCUUUCGUAUUUUUAAGGUUUCAGCCUAUUCAUGUUAAAUUUUUUCAAAAGAAAAGAUUUUUGCAACAGCGCUUAAACUUGAUACUGUCAACCGUUUUAACUUUUUUUGUCAACCAUUUCACUUAUUCAACCAUUUCAACUUAUUCUACCAUUUCAACUCAUUACCAAACAACUCGUCAUUGGAUUAUGGAAGAAGCUCAAGAUCAAGAGUCUCUCAGACCCAAUAGAAACUGUUUUAAACAAUUAAUUGAAGUUAUAAAUAGAGAUAAUAAUGCUCAUAGAUAUUUUAUAAGUGCAGAUUUAUUAAUAGUUGGUUUGUGUGUUUUUGCCUAUAUUUUAACAAUUGUUGCAACUAAGACUCACUUCAUCGGAACAGAUACUAGUCUUUAUAUUACGAGAGGAAUAUUUAUAUUUACACUUCUUGCAGGUGGUUUUCUUUACAUAUUAAGCACUUACGCGAUGGAAGACAGGCUAGCUAAAAUUGAACAUGAUAUACAUGAAAUCAACCAUGAUAAUAAUCAAGAGUAA